Molecule: messenger RNA, 3908 nt
Organism: Oncorhynchus mykiss (rainbow trout)
Lineage: Eukaryota; Metazoa; Chordata; Actinopteri; Salmoniformes; Salmonidae
Product: spindlin-W
Biological process (GO): gamete generation
Source: RefSeq, a predicted model, not a curated record
CUACUCGCGGGAAACUACUAGGCUACAUGGGUAAAAUAACCAAUCCUGUAGGACUACUUGUAGACUACAUUGGUGGGUUUGUUGGUUGUGGGGGACAGCAUAAUUUACGUAACCAUAAUUAUGCGAUAUGAUAACACUGUAAUUUAGCCAAUAUUGUUAUGAGUGUCCAGAAUCCCCAGGAUUGUGUGAAUUUAUGGAAAUAUGUCCAAGAAAAGGGGCAGAAAGCGUAGCAGCGGUGAGCUGAGUGAGAGUUCAGGUUCGUCAUUGUCAUCGACCCCGGACCCUAACAACCUGCUGGGCAUGCGGAUUGAGCACAUCUGGAGGGAGAAGGGCAACCUGACCAAGUGGAAAGGCACAGUGCUGGAGCGCCUCACCGUCAACACCUCCCUCUACAUGGUCAAAUACGACGGAUUCGACUGCGUCUAUGGCAUUGAGCUGUUCAAGGAUGAGCGAGUGUCCAACCUCCAGGUUUUAACAGAGAAAGUCGUAAACAACAAGAUCAAGGUGCCCCAUGAUGCGCCAGAGCUGGUGGGGAAGGCUGUGGAGCACCUGUUUGAGAAGGAGGACGGUGAGAAGAACGAGUGGCGGGGCAUGGUGCUGUCUCGCGCCCCCAUCAUGACCAACUGGUACUACAUCACCUAUGAGAAGGACCCUGUGCUCUACAUGUACCAGCUCUGGGACGACUAUAAGGACGGAGACCUCCGCAUCCUCCCUGAAGCAGAGAACAAACACCUACUGCCUGCAGACAGGAAGCCAGGCGAGGAGACAGAGAGCCUUGUGGGUAAGCAGGUGGAGUACGUCACGGAUAAGGGCGUGAAAAGGACGGGGCUGGUUAUCUACCAGGUUCCAGCCAAACCCUCUGUCUACUACAUCAAAUACGACGAUGACUUCCACAUCCACGUCUACGACCUGGUCAAAACGACCUAGAAUACAACUCUACCCGGUCAAAGCCCCCUAGAAAGGACUAGGCCCCCCUGCCUCCAACCCUCACACCUGUACACUCAUCUUAGGUUGAGGCCUAUUUCAACUCAAGUCAAUUCAGGAAGAGAGUUGAAGUUCAGUAUUCACCAAAGUCAAAAUAUUGGGAAACUUAAUUCAUUAUUGGAAUGUCAAUCCAUUUCCUGAAUUGACUGGAUUGAAAUGGAACUCUGCAACCAUGACACUACCCUGCCAUUAUUGUGGACAUAUUCCCUGACCUGUGUCUUGUCCAACGUCAGAAGUUUGCUAAAAGUGUGAACUCUGUGACUCAUAGUGACUAGUGUUUUGUAAACAGUGCAAAGCUUGCAUGUAUUUCCUUUGCUUUUAAGAAACAAGUGAUUAAGCAGUUAUGUCUGAUUUUGUUUGGCUAAGAAGUACUAAUUAUAAAUCGCUCUGGAUAAGAGCGUCUGCUAAAUGACUAAAAUAUAAAUGUAAGGAAGUAGAUAUUAUCAAUGAAAAUGACCUAUGUUGAUGUUCAAAUGUGUUGCUAGAAUAAGUGCAAUAAAAAAAUGAUUUAAUAGAAAUUAUAAACAACUGCCAAGAUUUGACUGCACAUGUCUCAGAAUAGCCAAACACCAGCUGAGGUCAAAUUAUUAGACCUACUAGUUUCAUGAGUACAGAGAAGUCAUGUUUAUUUGAGCCAGACAUUUAAAUACUAUCGGCUGUCACUGCAAGACAUUUUGGAUUAUAAUAUACCCUUAGUCAUGGUUGAAUAAUCAAAUAUUUCUGUCACGUUAGAACGCUGUGAACGUAACUGUACUUGCUUUUGUAAAUACCUGUAUUGUGAGGCAUUCUUGAAAAUACUGCAAAGAUGCUUUGGUAUGAUUUGCUGUUAAAUAAUGCAUGAUUUAGAGAUUGCAGCAAUUGUUGGUUCAUUAUUGUUUGUUUCAUUAUGGUGGGUAACCACCCCAGUUGGUAAAGCAGCACAAUAUAUACAAAAAGACAGAAGGACAAAUGGUUUCUCCAUCAUUUAAUCCUCCCCCCCUCCAACAUUUUAAAUAAACAUUUAAAAUCAAAUCAAAGUUUAUUAGUACAGAGAUUAGCAGAUGUUAAAGCAGGUGCCGCGACAAAACAAAAUAAAAAUAAACAAGAAAUUAAGAAACGAGCAAUGUUAGAGUCCGGAAUAUUAAUACAGGGUGUGUAUAGACAAUAUCUACAAUAUACGGUGUAAGUAGUAAAAGGGUAUGUACAGCAGUAGUUGUAUAGGAUGAGCUAUGUCAAGAAUACAGUAUCCCACUAGGCACAAAUGUCAAUUCAACGUCUUCCACAUUGGUUCAAUGUAAUUUCAUUGAAAUAAUGUAGAAACAACACCUAAAGUGGACAUUGCUCUUGGCUGCAUGGAGUCGCAUUAACAGUAAUCCCAUGCAGCCUUGUUUACAAGUUUGAACACUGGAAGAUGACAUUUAAUUUACACCUCGAGCAGGAUGAUAGAGCGUAAUUAUGGGGCGGGUGUAAGUGGGGCGGGUGUGGUUUCAUGACAAUGAUGGCAAGAGCAGCUGCUCACCUAUUUUACCCAAUGCAGUUCCACCUCCAACACCGCCAAAACAUCCGCUAUGCGGGUGUCUGCUAUCGCCAGUUAAUGCUUGAUCUGAUUGAAUCUAGGCCGGCUAGUGAUGACUGUUUAACAGUCUGAUGGCCUAGAGAUAGAAGCUGCUUUUCAGACUCUUGGGGCCAGCUUCGAUGUACCUGUACUGUCUCUGCCUGCUAGAUGGUCGCAGGGUGAACUUGGGUGGCUGAGGUCCUUGAUGAUCUUCUUUGCCUUCCUGUGAUACCUGGUGCUGAAGGUGUCCUGGAGGAUAGGCAUUGUGCCCCAGGUGAUGCGCUGGGCAAGACCGCACCUCCCUCUGGAGAGCCCUGCGGUUGCGGGAGGUGCAGUUGCCAUACCAGGCGGUGAUACAGCCCGACAGAAUGGUGCUCAAUGGUGCAUCUGUAGAAGUUUGAGAUGGUCAAACAUGACUCCAAGCCAAAUUUCUUCAGCCUCCUGUGGUUGAAGAGGUGCUGUUGCCCCUUCAUCACGGUAUCAGUGUAGCGGUACCAUUUCAGGUUUCUCAGGAGGAACUUUGCACUCCGUGGAACUUGAAGCUUUUGACCCUCUCCACUGUGGCCCCGUGGAUGGAGGCGUACUCUCUCGGCUGUCUCCUGUAGUCCACAAACAACUCCUUCGUUUUCUUGACAUUGAGGGAGAGGUUAUUUUCCUGGCAAACACUUCGCCAGGGCUCUCACCUCCUCCUUGUAGGCUGUCUCGUCAUUGUUGGUAAUCAGGCCUACCACUAUGUCGUCAGCAAACUUGAUGAUAAAGUUGGAGACGUGCGUUGCCAUGCAGUCGUGUGAAUGGGGAGUACCUUCACCACCUGGAGUUGGCCCAUCAGGAAGUCUAGUUGCACAGAGAGGGGUUCAGACCCAGGGUCCUGAGCUUAGUGAUGAGCUUGGAGGGCACUAUGGUGUUGAAUGCUUAGCUGAAGUUGAUGAACAACAUUCUCACAUAGGUGUUCUUCUUGUCAAGGUUGGAUAGGAAAGUAUGCAGUGCAAUGGCGAUUUCGUCUUCCAUGGAUCUGUUGUGGCGGUAUGCAAAUUGUAGUGGGUGUCGGGUAAGGUGGAGGUGAUAUGGUCCUUAAAUAGCCUCGCAAAGCACUUCAUGAGGCAGGGGUGAGGCUGUGGAUGUUUGUAUGUCAGCAUGUUGUCAUUUUUGUGUAUGUUUUGUAUUGUAUAAUAAAACGUCUUUUUUUUUUUUACAAAAAAGAGCACUUCAUGAUGACAUUUAGAUCAGUAACCUUUGCUUUCUUGGGUACAGGAACAAUGGUGGACAUCUUGAAGCAAGUGUGGACAACAGAAAACAAUUUUGUAAUAUGAUUCUAGCAGGUAAUUACUGAUUGUUAUAAAUAGUUCAAUUGAGCAAAAGCUUUAAUAAACACAUUAAACCACACUUUGAA